GUCCCCACCCCCUCGGCCGCUCCGCUCCCUGGCGUGACUCGGCACUGAGAGUCCCGGAGAAGACGCUGCGGUCGGCACCUCCUGUGUUCAGGCCUUGGCCUUUCCGAACCUCUCCCCUUCCUCUCCCGAGUGUUCUCCUUCAGUUUUGAAGCCGGUGGCGUCGCGGCCGCCCUGCCGGGCUGAGAAUGGUGGGAGUGAAGCCGGUCGGGAGCGACCCAGAUUUCCAGCCGGAGCUGAGCGGCGCGGGCUCCAGACUCGCCGUGGUCAAGUUCACCAUGCGAGGGUGUGGACCGUGUUUAAGGAUUGCCCCAGCAUUCAGUUCUAUGAGUAAUAAGUAUCCACAGGCAGUUUUCUUGGAAGUUGAUGUACAUCAGUGUCAGGGGACAGCUGCCACCAACAAUAUAUCAGCAACACCUACAUUUCUGUUUUUUCGAAACAAAGUGAGAAUUGAUCAAUAUCAAGGAGCAGAUGCUGUUGGAUUAGAAGAAAAGAUCAAGCAGCACUUAGAAAAUGACCCUGGAAGCAAUGAGGACACAGAUAUUCCAAAAGGCUAUAUGGAUUUAAUGCCUUUUAUUAACAAAGCUGGUUGUGAAUGUCUUAAUGAAAGUGAUGAGCAUGGAUUUGACAACUGUUUGAGAAAAGAUACGACCUUCUUGGAAUCUGAUUGUGAUGAACAGCUGCUUAUUACUGUGGCAUUUAAUCAACCUGUUAAGCUUUAUUCAAUGAAAUUUCAAGGGCCAGAUAAUGGUCAGGGUCCUAAAUAUGUAAAAAUUUUUAUCAAUCUGCCCCGAUCUAUGGAUUUUGAAGAAGCAGAAAGAAGUGAACCAACUCAAGCUCUGGAACUAACAGAGGAUGAUAUUAAAGAAGAUGGAAUUGUCCCACUUCGUUAUGUUAAGUUUCAGAAUGUUAACAGUGUAACUAUAUUUGUUCAGUCCAAUCAAGGUGAAGAAGAAACAACAAGAAUUUCGUAUUUUACUUUUAUUGGUACUCCAGUCCAGGCAACAAAUAUGAAUGACUUCAAACGAGUAGUUGGCAAAAAAGGAGAAAGCCACUAAGGUACAAAAGACACUGGAAGACCAUAUUGCAAUCAGAUCUACAGCUCCUGGAUAAUUGCUUGAUUCUCAUCAGAGACUGUCAAUAUUCCAUUCAUUGCCAUUACCAAUAAAUCAUUGCUUUUGUUCGGAUGGUAUCACUAGUGUUUUUGUUGUAAUCUUGAUACAUGCAAUUGUAAAUAAAAGUCACUACUUUUGCCAAGCUUAAUUUUUGUCAUUCUAAAGUAUUUCCUCUUUUCAUUUAUAUGAAAAUUGGCCCACUUCUGAUUUUUGAAGAGUGAAGAGACUUAUGUGUCUGGUAGCAUAUUGAUUGAAAGCCAGUUUUUCUCUUUAGGGGAGCAAGACUGUUUUAGGGAAUUCAGGAGUGCAUGUGCUAUGCUCAUGUACAUACACAGAGCAAGUGAUUUUGAUAAAUGGACUUGGAACAGUUAAGUAUGUUAAAAUGUUAUAUAACUCAUGUUUAUUAAACAUUUGGGUAUCUGGGCUAUAGAAGUUACUCAGAUUAUAACCUACCAGAAAUAAACAAGUUUAAUGAGAUUUAACUGUUUUCACUUAAAACUGUUAAUGGGACCACAGAUUUUAAUCCCUUCUGGAUGACCUUUAAAAAUUUGAGUCAGCCUUUUUCUUUACUGUUGAAACUGACCAUGGGGCAAAAGACACUACUGUGAAUUCAUGUAGCAACAGGACUUAAUAUUUUUAAUCAAGUAUUUAUUAUCUUAGCUACCAAAAGAUGUAGUAUUAAUACACAGAGAACAUGAUUUAAGGUUAAAAAUGAAUUGGCCAAAUAAUAUGUUUGAAAGGUGUUUCACAAAAGGCUAGCAAAACAAAACAUCUGUUCCUUACUACUAUUUUUAAUCUUAAAAAAACUAAUCUAGAAAGUAUUAGUAAAUUUAAUUUUUUAAUUUCUCUUAUUUUUAAAAUUAAAAUUUAAUUUUAAUUUCUCUGAAUAUUAAAAAUUCAGUGUUUGAAAACAGUACAUAGACUAUUAAUUUUGAUUUAGUUAAUACCUUUGAGGGCAUUUUUGUCUAGGAAUAUGGUUGAGAUAGCAUUUUUGCCUUUGGGAAACUAAUGUAUUUAUACACAUUUAUGGAAAAAAUUAUGCGUAAGUUUUUGUGUUAAAAUAGUCAUUUUCUAAAAUACCCAGUGUUUUUACAUGGUGUUUAGUUCUUCUCUAUGUAAGCACACUAACUGGUCUGUGAUGAUGUCUAUAUCCUUAUGUAUGUCAUAGUUAACUUGCCUUGGGUCAACUGGAGGGGGAAGGGCAAGAAAUAAAAGUUCGUAACAUUCCUUAA
This is a messenger RNA of Callorhinus ursinus (northern fur seal), 2344 nucleotides long. RefSeq names its product thioredoxin like 1 (gene TXNL1). Lineage: Eukaryota; Metazoa; Chordata; Mammalia; Carnivora; Otariidae. The record is from RefSeq and is a predicted model, not a curated record.